AUGUCUUCUUCUCUAAAAAUCCCAUCUGAAAUUGAUUAUGACACUACUAGAGCUGAUCCAUUAUAUGAGCGCCAGUGGUACUUCAAUCUGUCUUCCCUGAUGGAUAUCGAAUGGAAUGCUUCCUCCAACGGCAUGGUGGGAGGCUAUCUUCACGAAGAACCCAUGAUUCCCUUCUGCUUGCCUCAUGAUGGGACCGCUUCGUAUUAUGAGGAUGCAAUCGCGGGUUUCAACGACGCUUUUGUCCCAAACAACUUCCCCUCACAGAACCAGAUGAUGACGCUGUCCUCGCCCUUUGGCCCCAAAGACCCAAUCAUCCCAGGUGCAGGAUCCUUAAAAAAUGCUCUCUCUCUUAUGGCGAAAUAUUUCGCUGCAAAAUCGGCUAGCAGGCUUGAAGCAUUGGAACAUCUGGAGCGAAAUUUUGACUGCUUGUCUAGUCAAUUUCAGAAUCUGAAGCGAAUUGUUGACUGCGUGUCUAGUCAAUUUCAAGAUCUGAAAGCCCAAUUCGGAAUCAAGUAUCGACCUGUUCUCACUGCCUGUAACCGUUGGUCACCAACGGCGCGUAAGGAUGGACAUGGAUUGGAUGCGCCACCCAAAAUGAAUGGCCAGCCCGAAAUUGAAUUACCCCAAGCUGAGGUCGCCGAAAAUGAUGAAAGCCAUUUCCGCGUCUUUGUUGACAGCCGUUCCAUAAAAUACAUUACCAUUGAGCCAGGCAUUUACAACUCUGAAAAUAUGUGUUUUGGCCCUUCUUUAGUGCCGCUCUUGCCAAGAUUCCCCCCGGGAGACUGGAAUGAUGGGCUGAACACCUGGCAUGAAAUCUUUAUCGACUAUUCGGAGCUUUUGGUCGGUCGAAAGCUACGAACGGGUAUCUAUGAAACCAGAGCUUCGUCAUUCCAUGAUAUUGUCGUUGUAAAAUUCGCUCGUUUCCCUUGGGAGGUGCAAUAUAUUGAAAAUGAAACCACGGCGUAUCAAUGGAUAGUCGGCCAUGAUAUCGGACCCCGAUUCUUGGGUCACUUGACUGAAAACGGUCGAGUAAUUGGGUUCUUACUGGAACGUAUUACCGAUUCUCGGCACGCUGGCGCUCAGGACACUGAGAUCUGCGAGGAGGUAUUAUCUCGACUGCAUGAUUUAGGGGUCCGGCACGGGGAUACCAACCGAUCUAAUUUUCUUGUCCGUGAUUCGAGGGCUACUUUGAUUGAUUUCGAUACAGCUCAGAAAUUUGCUAAUCGUGAAGUGCUUCUACAAGAGUUGAAAGAUCUAAGCAUGUGCCUCAAAAGUUCAUCAGGCCGAGGAGGUGGGGGCGUUCUUUGA
Penicillium odoratum is the source of this 1308-nucleotide messenger RNA. Its product is annotated as alpha-galactosidase A precursor. The transcript has 4 exons. Lineage: Eukaryota; Fungi; Ascomycota; Eurotiomycetes; Eurotiales; Aspergillaceae. The record is from RefSeq and is a predicted model, not a curated record. The coding region runs from base 1 to 1308 and encodes 435 amino acids.